UUUGAAUUAUCAUUUGAACAUAAUAUAUAUAAAUAUCUAAAAAAAAUCAACAAAUUCCAUAGUAUAUAAUGAAUUUUCACGAUGUCUUUGUCUUGGCGUGUUUGUUUGUGGGCUUAGAAGCCGCAGAAAACUGGUUAAAUCAUCCGCUCUAUCCAUGCGUUCAAUGUUUAUGUCAUGCUAGAUCAGGAUGCUGGAGAAGACAGAAUUGCGCUCGAUAUUCAAUUUCAGAACAAUAUUGGAGAGAUGCUGGAGCGCUAACCGUAUCCAAUGAAGAAAAUCAGGACAGUGACGCUUUCAGACGUUGUAUGGCUAAUGAAAACUGUAUCGUUGGAACCAUCAUUAACUAUACAGGACGUUUCGGAGAUUUAGACUGUAACUGCGACAAUGUUUUUGAUUGUAAAGAUCGAUUAGCUAUACACUUGAAAGGUAAGAAUUGCGAUCGACCAGUAUAUGGCUCAAUAUAUGCUUCCAGAUUCAAUCAUUGCGCUGCUAGAAUUGGUGUGCAGCAGAUGUUUUCACAAGAAGGAGAGCCUAACUGCGAAGCUAAAGUGAUGAUAUACUGAAAAAAUAUUUGGUGUUUCAUGCGUAUAAGUAUGUAAAUGAAAUAAACGUUAAUUAAAUGUUAAAA
Molecule: messenger RNA, 628 nt
Organism: Diorhabda sublineata
Lineage: Eukaryota; Metazoa; Arthropoda; Insecta; Coleoptera; Chrysomelidae
Exons: 3
Coding region: 69-563 (164 amino acids)
Molecular function (GO): lysozyme activity
Source: RefSeq, a predicted model, not a curated record